Molecule: messenger RNA, 6374 nt
Organism: Malaclemys terrapin pileata
Lineage: Eukaryota; Metazoa; Chordata; Testudines; Emydidae
Gene: SLC52A3
Product: solute carrier family 52 member 3
Exons: 4
Coding region: 284-1657 (457 amino acids)
Biological process (GO): riboflavin transport
Cellular component (GO): plasma membrane
Molecular function (GO): riboflavin transmembrane transporter activity
Source: RefSeq, a predicted model, not a curated record
GCCUCUGUUUGUUCUGUGAUAAACUCCGACACAGGCGGGCGCUGGGGAAGGGGCCUGCAUUGUCCUUGUGGACGUCCGGCGGCCGGGAGGUAGAUCGGGGGUGGCAGCCUGCAGGGCCCCCUCCCAUGGAAAGAGAAGUUGCCAGGACCCAAGCUCUGCCACCACCCCCAGGAGCAUUGAUCAGCUGCCUUUGGGGGCCCUCUGCCAUUCUCCACGGUGCAAGGCAGCCUGGCUCUGCUCUCUGGGUCCCUGCCGGGUCAGAGUGGCCGGUGCGGGCCGAGCGAUGGCGCUGCUCACCCACCUGCUGGCAUGCGUCUUCGGGACGGGCUCCUGGGCAGCCCUCAAUGGCCUGUGGGUGGAGCUGCCCCUGCUGGUGACCGAGCUGCCUGAGCAGUGGUACCUGCCCUCCUACAUCACCAUCAUCGUCCAGCUGGCCAACGUGGGGCCGCUGCUGGUCACCCUGCUGCACAGGUUCAAGCCCGGCCUGCUGAGCGAAGUGGCCGUCAUCUAUGGCGUGGUGGCCGUGGGAGCCCUGGCCUGCCUGCUCUUGGCCUUCCUUUGGGGUUUUACCUCCCCUGUCGCCGGGGAGCCCCACAGCACGGCCUUCUUCGGCCUCGCCUUCUGCCUGGCGCUGGUGGACUGCACCUCCUCAGUCACCUUCCUGCCCUUCAUGGCGCGGCUGCAGCCCCACUACGUCACCACCUUCUUCAUGGGGGAAGGGCUCAGCGGGUUCCUCCCAGCCCUCAUUGCCCUAGCCCAGGGCGCCGGCAUCGCCAGGUGCGUCAACGUCACCCGGGUCGCCAACGUAACCGUGGGCAACAACACCGCCGAGGGCAGCCAGUUCCAAAUGGAGACCCAGUAUCUCCCAGCCAACUUCUCCACCCUGGUCUUCUUCCUCCUCCUGGCCGCCAUGAUGGUCGCCUGCUUGGUAGCCUUCUUCUUCCUCACCAGGCUGCCCAAGGCGUGGGAGCUGUCGAGACAAAACUUGUGUCCUAGCACCAUCACUCUCCACUCACUUCAGGAAAUCCCUGGGGAUGGGCCCAGGCUAUCUGUGGGAGGAGACUCCCCAAGGGGAGGAAAGCCAGCGAGCUCCGACAAGGGAUCCCAUCAUACAGACCCAGAGGUUACCUACUCUCUGGCCAAGUUUGCCUUCAUCUACCUCCUUGUUGCCUGGGUGAACUCCCUAACCAACGGGAUCCUGCCAUCCGUGCAAGCCUAUUCCUGCUUGCCCUAUGGCAACAUGGCCUACCACCUGUCUGCCACCCUGAGCUCCAUGGCUAACCCGCUCGCCUGCACCAUCGCCAUGUUUCUGCCCAGCAGGUCUCUGGCCCUGCUGGGGGCGCUCUCCGUGGCUGGGACAGGAUUUGGGGCCUAUAACAUGGCUAUGGCUGUCAUGAGCCCGUGCCCCCUCCUUCAGCACUCGGCUUGGGGGCACGCCAUCAUCGUCAUCUCCUGGGUGUGCUUCACGGGGAGCCUCAGUUACGUGAAGGUGAUGACCGGGGUGAUCUUGCGGAGCCAGAGCCACAGCGCCCUCGUGUGGUAUGGGGCAGUAGAGCAGCUGGGGUCUCUGACCGGGGCCCUCAUCAUGUUCCCCCUGGUGAACGUCUAUAGCUUCUUCAGAUCUGCUGACUAUUGCAGCCUGCAGUGUCCAGCGUGAGCCUGGGCCGGGGGAGGUGCUCUGGGGAGGAGCUGUGGCAAGGGACUUGCUGGCCAAGGACAUCAUGGACUCCAGUGACUUCCAGACUGGGCAGAAAACACCUCCGCCCCUAUCUCGUUAGCUUGAUGGAUCUCCAUGCUGCAGCCCAUAGUCUCCAAACACGGCGCGGCGAAGCACACCCCAAUCAGUUAUGCAAACAGUCAGGGCCGGCUCCAAGCACCAGCCUGGCAAGCAGGUGCUUGGGGCGGCUGCUCCGGAGAGGGGCGGCACGUCCAGGUAUUCGGCAGCAAUUCGGCGGACGGUACCUCACUCCGCCUGGGAGCAAAGGACCUCCCGCCGAAUUGCCGCCGCAGAUCGCGAUCGUGGCUUCUUUUUUUUUUUUUUUUUGGCUGCUUGGGGCAGCCAAAACCCUGGAGCCGGCCCUGCAAACAGUGCUUUGGCUCCACAAGAAGAAUGGAGUCAGGGACCCACAUGGCUGAAAAGGCAACACAGCUGCCCCUCAAGCCCCCCCCACCCUGACAGGCUAGGGGAGUGGUGGUUUCUCUUGGGAAGUUUAAAGCAAAACGGGUCAGUACAAGUGAUCUGGGAGGAAGCAACAGGCUCUCAGCUCUGCCCAGUGCAUAGACACAUUGUCUUGUGCACUGACGGGUCCCUCUACAAACCCCAGUGUAUCCAUCUCCAUCCUGCGCUGCCAGCAGAAUCCGGCUGGAGCAUUCCCCACUGCGUGCUGCCCCAGGGCGUCGGUUCAGGUGCUGUACCCAGGGUAACCCAGUCUGUGCUUUUUGGGAAGCAGGUGUUCCAGCUCCUCUCAAGCCUGACAUUUGUUUGCUCACAUUGACUCUGCUCCCUGGGGCGUGCUCUGGAUCUGUCACCUGCCUUGAUAGAGCAGAAAUCAUAGAAUACCAGGGUUGGAAGGGACCUCAGGAGGUCAUCUAGUCCAACCCCCUGCUCAAAGCAGGACCAAUUCCCAGACAGAUUUUUACCCCCGUUCCCUAAAUGGCCCCCUCAAGGAUUGAACUCACAACCCUGGAUUUAGCAGGCCAAUGCUCAAGCCACUGAGCUCUCCCUCCCCUCAACUUUGAUUUUUCCCUAUUGACUUACAUAGAUCAGUUCUUUCUUCUUUCUCGUCCCAUCUCCUCCCGUCCCAGUUUCCUUCCAUUUGGGAUUUUACUGAGUGGUUUCCAUUCUAUGGUUCUGAGACACUCACGACAUUCCUGCUGGAGUUUAGGGAACUAUAGAAACAUAGAAAUGUAGGGCUGGAGAGGGGCUCAGGAGGUCAUCAAGACCAGGCCCCUGGGCUGAGACAGGACCAAGUAAACCUAGACCAUCCCUGACAGGUGUUUGUCCCACCUGCUCUUAAAAACCUCCAAUGACGGGGAUUCCACAACCUCCCGUGGAAGCCUGGUCCAGCAUUUAACUACUCUUACAGUUAGAAAGUUUUCCCAAUAUCUAACCUAAAUCUCCCUGCCUGCGGAUUAAGCCCAUUUCUUCUUGUCCUACCUUCUGUGGGCAUGGAGAACAAUUGAUCACUGUCCUGUUUAUAGGAGCCCUUCACAGAUUUGAAGACUUAACAGGUCACCCCUCAGUCAUCUUUUCUCAAGACUAAACAUGCCCAGUUUUAUUAACUUUUCCUCACUGGUCAGGUUUUCUAAACCUUUGCUCAUUUUUUUUGCACUCCUCUGGACACUGUCCAGUUUGUCCACAUCUCUCCCAAAGUGGGGUACCCAGAACUGGGCACAGGACUCCGGCUGAGGCCUCCCCAGUGCCGAGUAGAACGGGACAAUUACACGUGACAUGCCUGCUAACACACCCCAGAACGAUAUUAGCCUUGCCCUUUUCCUCAACUGCAGCACAUUCUGACUCGUUCACGUUGUAAUCUCUGUAACCGCCGGCUCCUUUUCAGCAGUACGACCACCUUGCUGGUCAUUCCCUGGCUGUUAUUUUGUAGUUGUGCAUUUGAUUUUUCCUUCCUACGUGUAGUGCUUUGCAUUUGUCUUUACUGAAUUUCAUCUGGUUGAUUUCAGACAUGGGGAGAAGGCAGGGGAAUUCAGGGAAGGGCAAAGAGUGCUUUAGAAGUUGCAACACAAUGAAAGUAACAGUUGUGUUGACACUGUGUGCUGCCCCCUGGGGGUCAGGCCUGUCUCUGCUAGGGCUUAAAGCACAUAUGCAUGUCCCAAAAGCAGCCCAAACAAUUCCAUCUCCUCUUUGAACACAGCCCUCCGAGAGCCACAACGGAGGGGAGGACUCCAGACUGCCCCAGGCUGGGGGCUGGUCAGAGCUUUGUUGCUAGCUAAGCUGUCAGGAUGGGCAAGUAGCAGGAUUGACACCUCUAGCCCGAAAAACCUACAUGACACUAGUGGUCUUCCUCUGUAAAUCCCAGUGAGAGUAAGGAAUGCUUAGGGUUAAUGGAUGGCAUGAUGUGGAUGGUACCAGCUUGCAGAUCAGAUGGAAAAGUCAGGCCUUGACCCCCUGUAGCCACUGAAAAGCCCAAUGCAUUUGCCAGCCCUGGAAUCCUGGCCAGAUUCCUACCUAAACUCCCCUCUCGUUUCAAUGGGAUAUAUUCUUCUUCACUUCCUGUCCUGAACUGUUGCGUAGUGUUGUUGGUAUUGUUAUUUCCCACCCCAGAGAUGGCUGCAUUUCUCUGGCAUCAUUUGUAAUUCUGUGGAGCGCCUUAAACUUGCGAAAGGUGCUGUCUCGACCAGUACGUGCCCCUCCCCACCUCCCAGUCACUCCACUCCCCUGAGUCGCACUGCAUCUGCCAAGUGAAAAACUGCUUCAGCCGGUUCUGCCAUGGCCACGUCGUAUGGGGUGAAUCCAGCCCUGCCAGGAGCUGCAUCCCACAAACAUCCCUGUGCAAAGGACAAGGUAACGGAUACAGAGACCAGCCCUGUGCCAGCCAUGCCAGGCACUUGCCUGACUGGUACUGUGCCAGCCAUGUCAGGCACUUGCAAGAAUCCUGUAGGUUUGCGAGCAUAAGGGAGAGGCCUCCCUGACUCUGAAUAGGACAUGGGCUUUGCAUACAGUGCUCCGCUGUGGAUUUUUACCCGACUGGGACAACCUCGGUACACACAGCGCAGCUUUGUUCCACCAGGCGUCACUGCAGCCCUAGAGAGCAGAGAGAGAAGGCAGAGGUGGGCUGGUUAUGGAGAGACCCUCGUGGCUCCAACAACGCUGGUUACAGAGUCAAGCAGGGUGCAGGCCUGCAGGAGAAUAAAAGGGCUGGGGGCUGGCUGGGUUUGUAACUAAGCUGGGCCAGGCCUGGUCAAUGCUUGCAUGGGACACUGCUAAGGACAGUGAUAUUGAGUCUCAGAUGAGCCAAAACCCUGGUCUAGGUGCUCAGAGGGCCUGGAAAUGAACCUGGGGUCAUAGAUUCUAGGACUGGAAGGGACCUCGAGAGGUCAUUGAGUCCUGUCCCCUGCCCGCAUGGCAGGACCAAAUACUGUCUAGACCAUCCCUGAUAGACAUUUCUCUAACCUACUCUUAAAUAUCUCCAGAGACAGAGAUUCCACAACCUCCCUAGGCAAUUUGUUCCAGUGUUUAACCACCCUGACAGUUAGGAACUUUUUCCUAAUGUCCAACCUAAACCUCCCUUGCUGCAGUUUAAGCCCAUUGCUUCUUGUUCUAUCCUUAGAGGCUAAGGUGAACAAGUUUUCUCCCUCCUCCUUAUGACACCCUUUUAGAUACCUGAAAACUGCUAUCAUGUCCCCUCUCAGUCUUCUUUUUUCCCAACUAAACAAACCCAAUUCUUUCAGCCUUCCUUCAUAGGUCAUGUUCUCAAGACCUUUAAUCAUUCUUGUUGCUGUUCUCUGGACCCUCUCCAAUUUCUCCACAUCUUUCUUGAAAUGCGGUGCCCAGAACUGGACACAAUACUCCAGCUGAGGCCUAACCAGAACAGAGUAGAGCGGAAGAAUGACUUCUCGUGUGUUGCUCACAACACACCUGUUAAUACAUCCCAGAAUCAUGUUUGCUUUUUUGCAACAGCAUCACACUGUUGACUCAUAUUUAGCUUGUGGUCCACUAUAACCCCUAGAUCCCUUUCUGCCGUACUCCUUCCUAGAGAGUCUCUUCCCAUUCUGUAUGUGUGAAACUGAUUGUUCCUUCCUAAGUGGAGCACUUUGCAUUUGUCUUUGUUAAACUUCAUCCUGUUUACCUCAGACCAUUUCUCCAAUUUGUCCAGAUCAUUUUAAAUUAUGACCCUGUCCUCCAAAGCAGUUGCAAUCCCUCCCAGUUUGGAAUCAUCUGCAAAAUUAAUAAGCGUACUUUCUAUGCCAAUAUCUAAGUCGUUAAUGAAGAUAUUGAACAGAGCCAGUCCCAAAACAGACCCCUGCGAUACCCCACUCGUUAUGGCUUUCCAGCAGGAUUAGGAACCAUUAAUAACAACUCUCUGAAUACGGUUAUCCAGCCAGUUAUGCACCCACCUUAUAGUAGCCCCAUCUAAAUUGUAUUUGCCUAGUUUAUCGAUAAGAAUAUCAUGCGAGAUCGUAUCAAAUGCCUUACUAAAAUCUAGGUAUACCACAUCCACAGCUUCUCCCUUAUCCACAAGGCUCGUUAUCCUAUCAAAGAAAGCUAUCAGAUUGGUUUGACAUGAUUUGUUCUUCACAAAUCCAUGCUGGCUAUUCCCUAUCACCUUACCACCUUCCAAGUGUUUGCAGAUGAUUUCCUUAAUUAAUUGCUCCAUUAUCUUCCCUGGCACAGAAGUUAAACUCACUGGUCUGUA